Molecule: messenger RNA, 3399 nt
Organism: Drosophila grimshawi
Lineage: Eukaryota; Metazoa; Arthropoda; Insecta; Diptera; Drosophilidae
Exons: 7
Coding region: 84-3161 (1025 amino acids)
Biological process (GO): positive regulation of synaptic transmission, glutamatergic; postsynaptic neurotransmitter receptor diffusion trapping; regulation of AMPA receptor activity
Cellular component (GO): AMPA glutamate receptor complex; postsynaptic density membrane
Molecular function (GO): voltage-gated calcium channel activity; channel regulator activity
Source: RefSeq, a predicted model, not a curated record
GAUUUUUUUUUAAAUGUUUGUUAAUUUUUUGAAGUGUACAAGUGUGAAAACCAUAAAUUGCUUUGGCUGGAAUAGUUGGUAAAAUGCGUGAUCAUCCAGCGGUGCCCAAUGUAUUUCGUGUGGCCUCAUCGCACAGCAUUAAUAGCCUGGGCGUAACGGCAACGCCUCGCAGCAAUAACCAACAGCGACUUCAUGGCAGUAGCAACAUCAAUUACAGCAAGAGCAACAGCUUCGAGCAACAGCAAAAUCAGCAACAACAUCAGCAGCAACAUCAGCAGCAGCAGCAGCAUCAACCAUCACAGGCGGAAUUGCAAAAGGAACAGCCAUUGGCAAAGCAUCAGUUAACUACCAGUGCGUCCAUUGAGCAUCCACAUCAAUCCGUGCAGCCACAGCAAUCGCCAUAUGCAACAUUGCCACGUGGCAGCAGCAACGGUCAACGACGUGCACAGCAACAACACUCAGAGCAGCAGCAAUCACAGAAACUGCAAACAGGCGUCAUCAACACAAUAUCUGGUAGCAUUCUAUCAACUGGCUAUAGCUCACUCGCAGAUAGUUUAAGCGACUUGCAAUUUAACAAUGUGCACAACAACAGCAACAGCAACAGCCACAGCAAUAAUAACGAUCAACGACAGCAACAACUGCAACAACGACAACAACAACAGCAACAACAGCGACAGGUGGUAUCGUUGGGCUUAUACAAAGCUGCCGAGCAACAACAGCAGCGGAUACCAACAACAACAACAACAACAACUAGCAAUGGUGUCCUGAAUGGUCAAAGCGGAUUCAAUAACAUGGCCAACGUUGGCGGCGGUUACCUGUGGCUGUUGACACCUGUCGCGGCUAGCAUUUCGGUGGCAAUUGUUAUCGCCGCUUUGGCGGGCCCCCAGUGGCUUUUUACGGAGGAGAAAGUGCCCAAUAUCAAUUACAAUGGCACAGCCAACUUCAAGGCACAGGACGAUGGUGCAUAUAUAACCAAAUAUACCAAAUCCAGUCUCUGGAUAUUGUGCACAACGCUGCCAGGCCUGGAUGUGGACACAUUCAAUUGCAUUAAAAUUGAUUACUUCCCAGAGGAAGGCUAUCAACCGGAUCCGCAAGACUCAACGCCAGCCAUACCAUAUACGGUGACUAAGUCUUCCCCCAUCUUCUUGGCCUCCGGCAUCUUUCUGCUCAUCAGUUUCAUUGUCUUUCUGAUACCUACGUGCUCCCAUCAAAAUAAUGUCUACUACUUUAGUGCCGGAAUACUCUUCAUCGUCAGCGGUCUUAUCAUGCUAAUCGGACUGAUUGCCUAUAUAUCCAUAUUAAAGGCUGAGAUUGGCUCCAAGCUGCGACCGCGUUCCACAUUGCAGCCGCCACUCAUCAAGGUUACCUAUGGACAGAGUUUCUUUCUAUUUGUCUUUGGGUUCAUUGCCACCGAGUUUGUUGGAGUCCUCAACAUCUUUCUCUACAUUAAUCUGCAAGAGCUCAGUUAUUACAGCCGACUGCCAUGCUUCAGUGUGGUCAACAUGCAGACCAAGAUCAAGGAGGGCCAGCAUGAGCAUGCGCUUCACAGUCAUUCCUACAAACGGUAUAAACAGUCUCAGGGGACGCCGGCAGCAGGAUCUCAGGAGGCGGUGGCAUUUUCUAUGCCGUUGCAUGGACAACAGCUGGGAAAACACCUACAACGACAUGGCCAGCAGCAGAUGCGUCAAAUGGCGCUUCGGUCAAGCAAUGGACGACUGCAUCAGGUGCAUGAUGCGGGACGUGGACCCACUCAGACGCAGACGCUGCCUGGCGGCUACGCGUGCCGCAAGCAUCCCAAUGCCAACAGUUUCGGCUCCAAUUCGAAUCUCUAUUUGCAAAACGAUGUGGAUCGUCGCUUCUACUUUGAGAAGCCAGCGGCUUCCAACUGUAAUCUGCACUCGCGCAGCUUUGCAAAGUCACUAAAUCAGCUGUGUGUUGAGCCAGCUGUGUUGGCCCCGGACACGUCACCGGCUGACCAACGACCACUACCCCCAGCAGCCAUGUUUGCCGAUCUGCCCCAGGAGUUUCCGCUGACGCGCUCGGUCUCGACCACGACGGACAUUUACACGUCGGCGGCAUCACCCAAGACGCAUAUGCAGCACAAACAUCGACGCAACAUGGCCACCAACACCCAGACGCAAAAGCUGCGGGAUAACUACGAGGAGCAAGCGGCUCGCCUAUGUGGUCUGAAGCGUGGCCUGCGCAAGACCAAAGACGAACUCUUUCAGGAGUUUUGCAAGCGUGCCGGCAUACGCAAUAAACCCAAGAACAUCUACUACAUCUCCAGCGAGGAAGCAGACGAUGUGCCUCAGUCACAGCUGCCACAAACGUCGAAGAGACGCCGAAGCCAAAAUGGUUACCACAAAAAUGAUGACGAUGAUGCUGAUGGCGAUGAGCAUGGAUUUCAAGAAUUUCGCUCGGGUCCUUCAUUGGACGAUGAUCAUCUCUUCGUCGUGACUGAUCACGCUCAGCUUGUGCAUCCUCAUGGCAUGGCCGCAUCCAUGUAUAUGGAUCCGAUGUUGCCAACGUUACGCAAACUCAACUCGAAUCUUUCGUUGCACACGCAAGCGUCGAAUAUGUGGGCAUGGCCGGAACAACGCCUGACGUCGGAGCACAACCAGAGCCGGACGUUGCCACGAUCGUUCAUGCGUCAACCAGCGGGCAGUCAGGAUAGCCUGGGCUCACAGCUAAGCAGCUACAGUCCUGGCCAUCAGCGCAUUUCGCAGCUGAUGCAGCACCAGCACCAGCAGCAACAGCACCAGCUGCAUCCACAGAAUCGCUAUCUGUCCACGCUGACGCUGCUUCAUGGCGAGGAGGCACAGAUCAAGGCUCAGCCACAGCCACAGGCUGUGCAGUGGCCAACGGCGAUACCAUCCUCGCCAUCCAAUUACGUCAAUGGCUAUCCACAUCCGCAGCCGCUCUACACGCCUGCCAUUGCCGUGCCAGUCUCGAGCAGCAGCAACACAUCUCAUCCGGCCAAGUUUCAGCGCGCGUAUGCCUUCGACGAUGCCCAUCGUCGUGGUAGCCUAGCUAUCGGAGAAGCCUUCGAUCUGGACGAGAUGGAGCGCGAUCGCCGACGCUCUCAUGCAAGCCUUUUUGGUGGCACUGGCGUAGCCCAGAAGCGGGAACAAUACGAUCUCAUUAAUGGUACUGCAGUUUAAGGCCACAUUUCGAUUAUAAAUGAUGGUCAACAGAGAACGUCAAGAUUAGGAUAUUAUCUUUGGUGUAGUUCGAAUCAUCGAUUCGUCGCUGUGGCUAUAUAUUAUGGCUCUUCCAGUUAUCAAUAUCGAUAAUAUGAAUUUGCGUAUGAGCAAAACCGAAUUUAAAUCAUAAAGUCUAGUUGACCAAAGCCAAGAAAUGCAUUUCGAAUAAUUUGCAUAAAAUAAUUAAUGUUUGUAA